Plutella xylostella (diamondback moth) is the source of this 977-nucleotide messenger RNA. It is a transcript of the gene Syngr, whose product is annotated as synaptogyrin. Gene Ontology annotation, cellular component: neuromuscular junction; synaptic vesicle membrane. Lineage: Eukaryota; Metazoa; Arthropoda; Insecta; Lepidoptera; Plutellidae. The record is from RefSeq and is a predicted model, not a curated record.
UGUCAAAACCGACACGGAAAACCGCUGAAACUGCUCGUAUUUUCUUGCUGUCAACCGUUUCUGUAUGUCGCCUGCGCGAUCGAUAAAACAAAUACAUUGAAUCAAGUUUUCUGAGGUCAUACCUUAUUGAGUUAUUGAUGAGCAGGAGGGUUUAGGUCUGUUUGAUUCGAAAAUUAAGUGAAAAGUGAGAAAAUGGAUGCACAAGGAGCAUACGGAGGAGGAAAAGCUGGAGGUGCCUUCGAUCCUCAAGCCUUCAUCCAACGGCCUCCUGUUAUAGUGAGAGCCGUCUGUUGGUUGUUCAGUGUCAUUGUUAUGGGCUGUAUAUCAGCUAAAGGGUGGUACCAGAAAGAAAAGGACGACCCACGGGAGUACUGUGCCUACAACGAUGACACCAAUGCCUGCAACUACGGGGUGGGGAUCUCCGUGAUAGCGUUUGUGGCUUCCGUCGCGUUCAUUGUGGGAGAGUACUUGUUCGAGCAGAUGUCCUCGGUGAAGACCAGGAAGCACUAUGUGUUGGCUGAUAUGGGAUUCUCUGCGUUCUGGGCGUUCCUGUACUUCGUCGGCUUCUGCUACCUGUCUAACGCGUGGGGCAAGACGGAGACGCCGCCGCUGGGCACCGCCAACAACAUGCAGGGCGCCAUCGCCUUCUGCUUCUUCUCCAUCUUCGCCUGGGUCGCCUGUGCCUUCUUCGCGUUCCAGCGUUUCCGCGUGGGCGCGGACGCGGCGUUCGCCCCCUCGUACGAGGUGGAGGGCGGCGGCGAGGUGGGCUCGUUCCCCGCGUACGCCGGCGCCGGCGGCGACGAGCCCGGCUUCGCCGACCCGCCCUUCCAGCAGCGGGCCAUGCCGCAAGGUCAGAACAUCGACUACACUGCCCCUACAUACUAAAUCAGGAGGGAAGAAUUUAUUUUACGUUAUUAUACCUUUCAUCCUUUAAAAGGUUUGUGUUCCGCCAUAGGUAUUUGUUUCGUCCAUAAUUU